Messenger RNA from Cryptococcus deneoformans JEC21, 3316 nucleotides. Its product is annotated as NAD+ kinase, putative. The record is from RefSeq and is a predicted model, not a curated record. Gene Ontology annotation, biological process: NAD+ metabolic process; NADP+ biosynthetic process. NCBI's taxonomy places the organism in Eukaryota, Fungi, Basidiomycota, Tremellomycetes, Tremellales, Cryptococcaceae. The transcript has 9 exons. Gene Ontology annotation, molecular function: NAD+ kinase activity. Bases 435 to 3215 code for a protein of 926 amino acids.
CCCAUUUCACUUCUUUUCCGCCGUUACAACUUCCACGACUAACUCCCUCCCCGCCCACCACAGCCCAGGGACCAUAAGAACGCCAUUCUCAAACAAUAUUAGGAAACACCACUAUCCGCUGUUUUCUUCUCUCCUGGAAUUUGGGUCGAGGUGGAGGUCCAUCCCCAUUCGUAACACCACCAGUCGGUAUAUGCGUCUUGAGAAACUCAAAACAGCGAACUGCGCAUAGUAUAAGAACGCUUGUAAUCUCCCGCUCUUUUUAAAUUCCUUGCCUCAGCCAUAAAUUUACAGCACAGGCAGUCCAACUUGGACAUUUUGGUGUCGCCCUCUUGCAGAUAAUUCGAUAUACUAGCCCUUGUACUUGACAACCAGAUUUGGUCUAUCAUCUUAACCCCUUUUCAGUGAUUUUCAGGAUAAGCAACGCCGCAUCCACAAUGCCCGAUACGCGUCCAUCUACUCCUCCUCCUUCCUCUUCGGCCCGAGGUUCACGCGCUCCUCAACCUUCCCCAUAUCUAAAUGUACCAACGACAGCUCGGAUGCGCCAUCCCGCCGCACCUUCUCCUCUGUCCAAAUGCGACCCGACGCUCGAAAACCCGAGAUCCAUUAGUGCGAUGUCGUCCCCCGACCAAAAGUCACUUGCGGCACCUUCCACUUCUGCUCUGGCUAUCCCUGAGGCAUCACCUUGCUUUAUUCAUUCACAUUUGGACAGACAUGGCUCCCUUCAGGAUUGGUUGAAGAAUAAAAGCGUGAAUAAUAGGACACAUUUUGUGCCCGAUUCACCCACUUCUUCGAAAGCUCGCUCAAGUCACGGACAGCACCAUCACAAUAAUACUACUGAACCAGUUCUCCAAUCCGACGUCCCAUUUCCAUCCCAUAAUAAUCAAGAAAAUAUAUCUUCGCCUCCUUCCGCGUCUCAACCAUCCAGUCCCAGAGACAAUGCGUCUCAUGUUACUCUUUCCCGUAAGGGACCACUGUUCAAUGGCUACGAAUCUGAUCAAUCGAGCGUGAACGAAUAUGGGACAAGGACGCCUAACUUGUUGGCCGCGAGUGGUCUACUAGGUGAUGGGUUACUGGAGGGCGACGAAGAAGGAAAUGGGAGUCUAACGAAGCAAUUGGCGGAAACUGCCCAGGGUGUCAGAGAAAUGAGCAAAGAACUUGGCCGUACCAAGGUUCGCUCUCGAAUCCAAAACGUUCUUAUAGUGACGAAAGCCCGUGACAAUCGGUUAAUUAAACUCACUCGCGAGCUCGCCCUAUAUCUCAUGCAAAAACGCCCAACGGCUUCACCAGACGGGAGCAGUAGUCGUCACGGUAAUGGAACUCGUGGCCGAGGCUUAGUCGUUUAUGUCGAUGCUCAAUUGCAGACAUCGAAGCGAUUUGAUGCUGCAGGGCUUCAGCGCGAAUAUCCUCACCUUUUUGUACCGAUGGCGAGACAGCGAUCUUCUUCAUCCGCGUCUGUCAACACCUUAUCCCAUAUCUCAGCAUUCUCAUCAACAACUAGUAUGGGUGAGGCCGCCAAGCAGGCAACUAACGGCGAAGGACAAUUGAGGUACUGGACUAGCGAACUUUGUUCGGCUACUCCGCAUUUAUUUGACUUUGUCAUCACUCUUGGUGGUGAUGGUACCGUGCUUUUCACGUCUUGGUUAUUCCAACGAAUCGUUCCUCCAGUCCUUCCCUUUGCCCUUGGAUCUUUGGGUUUCCUCACGAACUUUGAUUUCUAUGGAUACAAGGAAACCAUCGACAAAGUCGUAGACGAGGGCAUUCGUGUGAAUCUGCGCAUGCGAUUCACUUGCACUGUCUAUCGAGCUGUAGCAUCAGGAGAUAUUACUGUUUCCAAAGGCAAAAAACGGAAGGCAAUCAAGAAGCGGGGGGGGGAGAUUCUGAUGAGCCGUGUGGAUAAAGGAGGAUGGGAAAGCUUGGAGGGACCUACACCAGCUGCAUCGCCCUCGGACUUUGAGGGUGAAGACAAGGAAAUCAUGUGUUAUUCAACCCGCCCUGUGGAGCAAUUUGAGGUGUUAAAUGACUUAGUGGUUGACAGAGGGCCCAGCCCUUACGUUAGCUUGUUAGAACUGUUCGGUGAUGAGCAUCAUCUCACAACUGUGCAGGCCGACGGCCUUACUGUUUCUACUCCCACAGGGUCUACGGCUUACUCGUUAUCUGCUGGAGGUUCACUUGCUCAUCCGCAGAUCCCUGCUAUUCUCAUCACACCCAUCUGCCCCCAUACUCUUUCUUUUCGACCUAUGCUGCUACCGGACAGCAUGGAGUUGAGAGUAUGUGUUCCAUACAACUCUAGAAGUACUGCUUGGGCUAGUUUUGAUGGUAGAGGCCGGGUGGAGCUCAAACAGGGUGAUCACAUAAAAGUUACUGCAUCAAAAUACCCCUUUCCCACUGUCUGUGCUGACAAAGCCUCUACUGACUGGUUUUCGUCCAUCUCCCGCACUUUGCGAUGGAACGAGCGUGAGAAACAAAAAUCCUUCGUGGUUGUGGAGGAAGCUAGCGAUCCUCCGGAGAGGUCAAGAGACAGGAAGGAAGAUGCGAAAGCGGGCUUGUUUGAAGAGGGUCGAGCCAAACAAAAAUUUGAGAAGGAUGCAAAUGCUCGCGGGGAUCUGGUGGAGAGUGAGGACGAAGAGGACGACGAAGAGAUAUUUGAUAUUGACGAUAAAUCUGGACCAUCAUCGCCUCCUGUACAGCAACAGCAGCAGCCAACCAAAAAUGAGAUGUUCCCACAUCAACUCCAUUAUCUUCUCUCAUCCCAUCAAAAUGGGCUAGAAACGCCGAACCGAUUUGUUACGCCGUAUUCAGCUCCUCCUGCACUAUCACAGAGACACCUCGUGGAGGCUAUCCACAAAGCUAAGAUUGACGAAAAGGAGAACGAAAAAGGACAGCGUGAUAGUACACGGGAAAGCCCGAGUGCAUUACGAGUAGACAGAUCUAGACAUCUCAGCCAGUUAGGGAGGACAGUUUCGCAGAGUACAGAAGAAACUGAGGCCGAAGGAGUCGAGCGGGAAGAGGAGAAGUCGAGAAAGGAGGAGGAGACACCCAAACAUGGACAACAACAACGCCAUCAUCAUCAUCACCACCAUCAUCAUCAUCAUGGACAUAAGCCGAAACGUACACCCUCGAACUUGGCUGAAAAGGUGGCUGAUUGUAAAGCUAAGGCAUUUGCAUUUUUUGGACAGGAUGACUCGGCUUCCGAUUGCAGUGGUUCGGAGGAAUAGGUUUCUGCAGAUUGUACAAUCGCUUGUGUGUAAUAACAUUGGAUCAUGGUCUGUCGAUUGCUACCUGGUCGGUCUUGUGAAUGCAGUACACCAUUUGAUAU